GACCGUUCACCGAGGGGAGGGGAGGAAAUCUGCAGUAAACACUGAUGCUAACCGAAAAACGCUUUUACACAAUGAAAACGCCGAGGAGUACCAUCCAAACAACGAACACCAAGUGAGGUCGACUGUUGUGCUGUUUGCUUAGUGUGCUCCCCUGAGCAGAAACGCUUUAUUUUCGAGUACUGGAGAUGCUGAUAAUGUCAGUGCUGCAGAAUGAAGACUGAAGCUCUGAAAACAAACUGACAGUGCACUUAAACAACAACAAACAUCGGAAGAGGAGCGUGUAUUUGUGUUGAACGACCAUGACGACCAGCGCUGAGCGGAAGUUCAUCAAUCUGCGGAAGCGCUUGGAUCAGCUGGGCUACAGGCAGCCUCUGGCCAUCGAGAGUCUGCCACUGGUGGAGAAACUCUUCAGUGACCUGAUCCACACCACAGAGAGUCUCAGGAAUGCCAAGCUUGCUGCAGGAAAGACAGAAAAGGAGAGCCGCAAUGUGGAUGCUACUCUGGAGCCGUAUAAAGCAGAAAAUGCCCGCCUUGUCAAAGAAAACAAUGAGCUGCACCUUGGGCUUUUGAAACUGAGAGAGGAGAAGGAUCGGAUCAGCAGGGAGUUGAAGGCGUACAUCAGGAAACUGGAUCAUGAAACCUCCGAUCUGAAAUUCCUUAACAACCAGUAUGUGCAGAAAGUUCGGUCCCUUGAGAAGGACAGCAAUGCCAAGACAGAGCGCAUUCUACAGCUGCAGGAGAAGAACAUGCAAGCUGUUGUGCAGACACCAGGAGGAAAGAAGCGAUCUAUCCCCUUUAGACGGCAAAGGAUGCAGACAGAUGAGCUCCUCCCAUCCUCUGGUGGCCCUGUCCCUCCAGCUGUGGCUCAACCAGAUGAUCCGUAUAUCGCUGACCUUCUUCAGGUGGCUGAUGACAGGAUCCAGGAGCUUCAAAAGGAAGUGGCACAGCUGAAGCUUGACCUUGAGAGAGGACAGGGAGGAAUCAAACAUCUCAACAAACAGGUGGAAGAGCGAGAUAAAGAAAUCGAGCGUCUGAAUCGAGCUCUGGAUGGCGGUCGGCCUCAUGAUGUCAUCUCCCUGGAGGCUCAAAACAUCAGCAAUGAAAAGCUUAUUGCUCAUUUAAACCUGCAGAUAGAGUAUCUGCAGGAGACCAACAGAUCCCUGGAGCAGAGAGUCGACGGCCUGCAGCAAAGGAAGAAGACCGUGUCCAGUGAGGUGGCUGACCUGAGCGCUCGAAAUCAGGAGCUGUGUCAGGAGCUCACUCAGAUAGACCAGCUCGCCCAGCAGCUGGAGAAAGACAAGGAGAUGGUGCUGGAGACUGCCGACAUGGAACUGCAAGAGGCCAAGAAAGCGAUUCAGCGUCAGCAGCGGGAGCUGGAGGACCAGGAGGAGGUCAUCUCUACAUUAAGACGGGAUAUGGCAGAUGGAGAUCAUGUGAAAGACAGACUAAGGAAUCAGCUACUUGAUCUUCAAGAUCAGAACGACAAGAUGGAGGGACUGAUUCACUUUCUGGAAGAAGACAAAAAGAGACUUCAAGACAAAAUAGAAGCAAUGAUGCAGAAUGACAAGGAGAUGGUUCUAGAAUUAGAGAGAAUGCGUGCAAGGCAUGGCAUGUGUGGCAAGGAUCACUCUCCAUCGCGUCUGGAUGCCUUUGUGAAGAGUUUAGAGGAGGAAAGGAAUUAUUACAAAGAGGAGGUGGAGCGAUACCGUCUGGUUAGGGGCAGGACAGACAGAAGCCCCACUCCUUUAGGCAGAGGGAGGAGCCCCAGAGCAAGAGGCAGCUGGCAUGGAAAGAGAGAUGAAGAUGCAGAUCUCUCGCGAGUGGUGAAAGAGAGGGAUGAGCUGCAGUCAGUGCUGCUUGGCUUUGAGAAGCACAUGGAGGACAUCCAGACCAGGGUUAAACUACUGACUGCAGAGAGAGACCAGCUCAGCUCUCAGUGCCAGCAGGCUCAGGAGGAGCUGAGACGUGUCCAAAGAGAGCUUGAGUCUUCUAAACUCCAGCGCAGGAUCAGAGACGACAGGGAACAGACUGAAGCUGAACUCCAGAGAGUUACUGCUGAGAGAGAUGCACUCAGAGACAGACUCAAGGUUGCUCACAGCACUGCUCUGACAGACCGAGAACAGGAGGAGUUCAGGUUUCUUGACCUGGAAAACACCAUAGAGAAGUUGGAGAGAGAGAAGGCUGAUCUGCGGGCUCAGGUCACUGUGCUGAAGGAGAGUCGUGUGGUUAUAGAGAAGGAGCUGAAGGCUCAGUCAGCAGUGCUGUUCCAGAAUGUAGAGGAAGCCACGCAGCAGAGAGUCGAGAGCAGCGCACUCAGGCUUCUGCAGGAGCAGAUGGAGCAGUCUCUUUCAGAUGUUCAGCACAGAUUAUCUGUGAAGACUAAUGAACUGCAGGCAGCUAACCAGCAGAUUGACAAACUAGAAGAGAAAAUUGCUGAUCUGAGUAGACAUGGUUCAUCUCAGAAGGAUGAGGUUGCGACUCUGCAGAACACCAUAGCAUCUCUAGACAGGGAGAAAGAUGCUCUGCAGGACGCUGUAGACCAGAAGACAGAAAGUGUGGUGCUGCUGCAGCAGGAGAUCCACAGGAAGGAAGAGACUCUGUUGGAAGUUCGGCUAACAGUCACAGACCUGGAGAACUCCCUGGAUCAGCUUCAGGCAGUGUUGAGCAGUCGAGAGAGAGAAAUUGCUAGUCUGCGCAGACAGCUGGACCAAUCACAAGAGGAGCUCUCUUCUGUCAGUCGAGACCGAGAAGUCGCACUGCGAGAGAACCGCAGGUUACAGGAUGAUCUGGCCACCAUGACCAGAGAAAACCAGGCAGUGCAUGCAGAGAUGCAGGAAGCUCUGAACGAGAGAGAUGAACUGAAGCUCAGAGUUCACUCCUACAUCUCAGAGGUGGCACGGAUAGAAAGCUUGAUGGCUGCCAAGGAACAGGAGAACAGGGACAUGCUGGAGCGUUUCCGAUCCAUCCACACCGAGUCGGAGGAUAGAGAGCUUAAGUUGCAGCAGUCAGAGGGGCUAAACAACUCCAUCAGACUGGAGCUGCUCUCAUCUGACACGGAGCGUAGGCACCUCCGAGAGAGAGUCUCACUGCAGGACAGAGAGAUACAGGAGCACUUGAACGCUCUGCAAGCAUACGAAGCUCAGGUGUCGUCUUUGGCACGCGCAAUGUCUCGGUUAGAAGAGGAAGUCCAGGCUGCUCGAGCUGAAAAAGCCUCAGUGUUGGCAGAUCUGGCCUCUGUCAGAGAACUGUGUGUUAAACUGGACACCAGCAAAGAGCUCACGGUUCGCCAGCUGACUUCCAAGAGCAUGGAGCUGGAGAGAGUGACGGGUGAACUGGAGGAUGUGCGCUCAGAGAUGGAGCUCCUGAAGAAACAGCUGGGCAGUGAGCGGCUGACGGUGCGCAAUCUGGAGACGCUGCUGUCCACCAAUCGACAGAAGGAGUUUCAGACGCACAUCAGCGCCAGCGAGAAAGAGUCUGAACUCAAAGUUCUGAAGGACCGUCUCGCCCUCGCUGACAGCAAAACGGCUGGUCAUGCUAGAGAGGUUUCUCAGCUGCGGGGUAAAGUAUCUCAGCUUCAGACAGAAAUGGACGUCCUCAAGAGGCAGUUAACCACUGAACGCUUUGAAAGAGAGAGAGCUGUGCAGGAAAUGCGCAGACAGGGUUUAUCCUUCUCUUCACUGCGAAGCUCUUCUCCACUCAGCACGUCUCUCAGUCCUCGGCCUGCUUCUCCUGAACGCUCCAUUCUGCGCACACCAGAGCGAAGCACAGACAAGACACAAGACAAAAGUGUGAGCUUUAAGGAGUAGCUGGAAAGGAAACGGAUGAUCGCAGCAAGGAUACGUGUGGAGAUUUCUUGUUCACUCAGGUCUGAAGUAAGUCAGUGUUGGGCCAGAAUUGACUUGGCAGAAUUGAAAUCUGCUGAAAUCUGAUUUCCUGUGGUUAGUGAAAGGGAAAUACUUGUAUAUUCAUAUAAGGUUGAAUGUAAAAUUAUACAGCCAAAGCCAAUACAUACAGUCGUGUCGUUUGUUAAAUUAUACACGGUUAUAAGAACUUGAAUGAACUUGAACAGGAGUAGUUGUAUUGGCAUUAUUGCUCUUCACAAUUCUGGACUUGUGAAUGGUAAACGAGGCAGCUGUACUUUGUCAUCUUCUAUCCUUGCGUUUCAGACCUUUUCUAAUAAGUGAAUGGUCAAAGAUGUUGUGAAGUGGCCAUGUUACUCAGGGCUGUGUUUGUCACACUACAAAACCAACCUGUGUUUUAUAUGUUUACAUAUAUAUAAUAGAUUUUAUAUCCACUAAUUAACUUAUGAAUA
Messenger RNA from Danio aesculapii, 4312 nucleotides. It is a transcript of the gene cep135, whose product is annotated as centrosomal protein 135. The transcript has 26 exons. The record is from RefSeq and is a predicted model, not a curated record. The coding region runs from base 300 to 3806 and encodes 1168 amino acids. Lineage: Eukaryota; Metazoa; Chordata; Actinopteri; Cypriniformes; Danionidae.